Messenger RNA from Puntigrus tetrazona (Sumatra barb), 2736 nucleotides. RefSeq lists its product as uncharacterized. Gene Ontology annotation, molecular function: ATP hydrolysis activity; protein binding; ATP binding. The transcript is spliced from 19 exons. Lineage: Eukaryota; Metazoa; Chordata; Actinopteri; Cypriniformes; Cyprinidae. Bases 132 to 2588 code for a protein of 818 amino acids. The record is from RefSeq and is a predicted model, not a curated record.
ACUGUUGAUAACGUUAUCUUUAACGUAAAUAGUUUCAACUACCGCUACAGACUCUUAUCUGUGAUAGACGUGCAGAAGAAAUGCUGUAACUCCUGCUAUAUCAAGGAAACGUUUAGAGAUUUGAUCAAACGAUGUCGCACAGCACUUACAACACACUCUGGACUGAAGCUCAUGAGGAGCUCAGCUGUUUGCUGGAUGAAGAACUCCCUGAAGAACCUCUCCGUCCUGAGAGAGACAGAGUGGUGUUCUUCCAAAGGCUCGCCACCUUCUAUGUCCGCUAUGUGCAGAUCUUCAGGCAGCUGGAAGAGGCCUAUGACCAAAGUGUCCACCCCCAAAAGAGGCGCGUGAUUAGGCAGGUGCUGGACAGCGUGAUAGGCCGUGUUCUGGAGCUCAAGAAUGAAAUGGUGGAAAAGGAAUUUUCUGAGUACCACUACAUGGAUGACGUCAUCCAAGACCUAAAAUUAACCCCUGAGGACCUUGAGAUUCCAGUUCCCAGGUAUUUCGUUCGGGAGCGGAUCAAAGUGCUGCAGGCUCGAGAAAGAAUUUUUGCUUCUAUAUUAAACCAAAUGGACGUGACAGAAAAGGCAGGACCUCCUGUAAUGCGCAUGUUGACUCUGGAGAGAGCCAGUAAAAUCAUCCAAGUGGCUGAAAGAGCACGGCAAGGUCGACUGAGGGCAAAGUUCAUGAGAGAGAUCCACAGAGACUCUGAGAGGCAGAGGAGAGCCAAGGAGCAAGAGGCAGUUAGCACUGACCAGGCCGCAGUUUGUAUCCAAAAGGUUUGGAGAGGUUUCAUGCAAAGAAAAAUGACUAAAAGGCUACGUGAAGAGGAAAUGAUAUUUCUUGGAAUGGCCAUGGAUCCAAAACUGUCCUAUCCAUCCCAAACAAAGCUGGAUUCCCUAAACAAUGAGGCCAACAGGAGAACCAGACAAGAUGAACAUGAAGAUGACUAUCAGAAGUCCAUCGGAUCCGUUAUUUAUCAGCUCAGGGAAGUGGAGGGCCCCGAAAUGAAGGAGAACAUGAAAGAUCAGAUCCGACAGUGGUUCAUUGAGUGUCGUGAUGCAACAGGCUCAUUUCCUGACUACCCAGAGGAGGAGGAUGGAGGUUCAACUCUUAUAUUUGCAGAGAAAACUCCUGAGGAGCUGGCAGACGAACUGGCAGCAAAGGAAGAGGAAGAUGCCAACAAAAAGCCAAAGGGCAAGGAGGAGACAAAAGAAAAAGGAAAGAAAGAAAAAGUCGAUGACGAGGAGGAAGAGCCUGGACUGAAGAUGCUGCCAUCUGCCUAUCUGGAAGAUCUUGAGAGGGGAGACAAGACAUUUUCUGAGGUUUGGAGAAAUAGAAACGAGACCACGAAUUUUAGCCAAAGGCACGAGCUGGAGCUGAUCAAGGAGGAAAAAAGAAAGGAGAUUGAGGUCGAAAUAAGAAAACAGGUGGAUGAACUGAUGAGACAGGAACUGGCUAAUUGGAAACUGGCUGUGGAUAAAGAAAAAAGUGGAAAGGUCAAGGGUGCUGCAAAAAAAAAGAAGGCAUCAAAAAGUGGAAAGAAGAAGAAGAAGGACAAAGACCUUACAGCGGAUAGGACCAUCGAGUCACUGUUUGAAGAGCUGGUUGAACAGGAAUUGGUUAAAAAGGCAGAUAAUGUUAAACUAAAAGAUUAUCUAGGGGACUAUAGCUAUCUGGGCACAACUCUGCGACAGUCUGACAUUGAGCCCAUGCCAUCCUUAUCUGAUGUUCGGCAACUUGUAGCACUCUAUGCUGUCUUACCAUUAGGUUCCCAAGCAGUGCACGAGAAGGCUCCUCUAGUGAAGACCAUGCUGCUAGUAGGUCCAUCAGGUGUGGGUAAGAAAAUGUUGGUCCAUGCCAUCUGCCAAGAGACUGGAGCCAAUCUGUUUGACCUUUCAUCUUUAAACGUGACUGGAAAAUACCCAGGCAAGAGUGGAUUGCAGAUGAUGCUGCAUGUGGUGUUUAAGGUUGCGAAAUUGAUGCAGCCUUCUGUAAUAUGGAUUGGAGAAGCUGAAAAGAUGUUUUACAAAAAAGUACCAAAAGAGGAGAAGGAGUUAGAUCCGAAACGUCUGAAGAAAGAUUUACCCAAGAUCCUUAAGUCCAUCAAAGGAGAAGAUUGCGUUUUAAUAGUAGGAACGACAAGUGAUCCACACAGUGCAGAUCUGAAAUCCUUGUGCAAAUUCUACAAUAAGAUCAUUCUCAUACCUCGGCCGGAUUACGCAUCAAGAUAUGUAAUGUGGAAAGAGCUGAUAAAAAAGAAUGGAGGAGAAGUGACAAGUGACCUGGAUCUCAGCUCUCUGGCAAAGAUCUCUGAUGGCUACACACAAGGUCACAUGGUACAGGUGGUGCGUAGCAUCUUGACCGAACGACGCAUUCAGCAAUUUCCUAAACGUCCACUGACUGCCUUAGAGUUUGUGUCUCCACUUGCAAGAAUCGACCCUGUGUUUCAGGAGGAAGAAGAGGCAUUAAAAAACUGGUAUGCAAAGACUCCCCUUGGAAAGAAGAGAAUUAAAGCUGCCUUAGGGAAAGAGGGCGAUGAAGUGUCCUCAAAAACAGGGAGCAAAGGAAAGAAGAAAGGAAAAAAGUAACAAUAUAAGUGUUAACAUGAGCAAUCAAAGUACCACAUUUCCCUGCCUUUACCAAUAAAUGUAUUAGUUUGCUUAUGAGAUAAUUAUCUUAUGACAGUAUGCAUGUUUUUUUUUCAGUAGAUUAAAAUCCAAAUUGAUUGGUGGAAAA